Messenger RNA from Aureobasidium melanogenum CBS 110374, 984 nucleotides. Its product is annotated as dihydrodipicolinate synthetase family protein. NCBI's taxonomy places the organism in Eukaryota, Fungi, Ascomycota, Dothideomycetes, Dothideales, Saccotheciaceae. The record is from RefSeq and is a predicted model, not a curated record. Gene Ontology annotation, molecular function: 4-hydroxy-tetrahydrodipicolinate synthase activity. The transcript has a single exon. Bases 1 to 984 code for a protein of 327 amino acids.
AUGCCAUCCCCUACCAUUUCCAAGCCUCGUGUUCCAAAGUCUGGCGUUUGGUGCCCUGCAAUCACAUUCUUCAACCAUGAGACCGACUCGCUCGACCUUGAUGCGCAAUCCCGCUACUUUGCCUAUCUCUCUACCACUGGACUCGCGGGCCUUGUCAUCCUGGGCACCAACUCCGAAGCUUUUCUGCUUACCCGUGAGGAGCGCAAGCAAUUGGUCGAAACUGCUCGCACAGCCGUUGGCCCUGACUAUCCCCUGAUGGUAGGGGUAGGAGCCCAUUCUACCAAGCAAUCAUUGGAAUUGGCGCACGAUGCGGCAGGCGCUGGAGCGGAUUAUGUCCUCGUACUUCCUCCUGCAUACUUCGGCAAAGCGACCAGCAUGGCAGUCGUCAAGCGCUUUUUCGCCGCUUUUGCCGCACAAUGUCCCCUUCCGGUUGUUAUCUACAACUUUCCGGGUGUGACUAAUGGUGUAGAUAUCGACUCUGAAACGAUGACGGCUAUUGUUCAGGAGUCGAAAGCAACCAGCGGCACGUCCAACGUUGUAGGCGUGAAGCUGACGUGUGCUUCAGUGGGCAAGAUCACUCGGCUCGCCGCAACCUUCGAUUCCUCAGAGUUCGCCAUCUUUGGUGGCCAGUCAGACUUCCUGAUCGGAGGUCUAGCUGCAGGAUCCUCUGGUUGCAUUGCGGCAUUCGCGAACGUUUUCCCAAAGCUCACUUCGAGAAUUUACCAGCUCUAUAAGUCGGGACAGUACGAUGAUGCUAUGAGUCUCCAGAAGAAAGCAGCUUUGGCUGAGAGCCCAUGCAAAAGCGGCAUCGCCUCCACCAAGUAUGCAGUCGCUCGUCAUUCCGCCAGUGCUGCGGGUAUCGAGGGUGCAGAAGCAAUGUUGGCGCCACGUCAUCCAUAUGGACCUGUCAACGAAGAGGUGAAGCAGGGUGUUCAAGCAGCGAUGGACAGGCUAGCGGAAAUUGAGGUAUCGCUUCAGAUCUGA